Messenger RNA from Gavia stellata (red-throated loon), 738 nucleotides. RefSeq names its product G protein-coupled receptor 45 (gene GPR45). NCBI's taxonomy places the organism in Eukaryota, Metazoa, Chordata, Aves, Gaviiformes, Gaviidae. The record is from RefSeq and is a predicted model, not a curated record.
AUGUUCAGGACUGCUACUAGAUUUUUAAGCAUUAUUAUUAUCAGUCUCAUUACCUACUGAAAGCUUGCUCUGUGUUCAGCCAUCAGCUUUCUGUUGGCAACCCUGGCCUCUUUCACCCUAAGCUGUCCUGCAGCUACGGUUGCUGAAGUGAACUGGACCUUUGGGGCUCAUUUCUGCCAAAACUCAGCUAUGCUCUAUUGAUUAUGUGUCUUGGAAGGAGUUGCCAUCUGGAUGAUUAGCGUGGACCAUUUUCUAACCACUCUCUCUCUAAGGCAAAACUAGCUGAAACCCCACUGUGCCAAAGCCACAACUGCUUUUUUUGAUGCUUUCUGCAUUGCCUUUCCUGACUGGAUGGAUGGGGAAAUGCAAACCAGGGCUCUCCAGGGUGUAGUUCCUGCUGGCUGAGCUAACAAAGUGAUGCUUGUUGCAGUAAUGUUUUUCAUUCCUUUCAGUAUCAUGCUGCAUUCCAACUUUUGCAUCCCAAACACCCUCUGCAGGAGCGUCCUGAGCACCCACCAACGUGCCCGCAGCCUUUGCCUCAGCCAAAGGAACAAACUUGACCUGAUAGAGCUGUAGAAACCUUGCCAAAUGAACAUAAACCUGAACUUCAAAACUUCACUACAGUUCCCACUCUGUUGGAUUUUUAUGCAGCUGGCUCGCCAGCUAUGCAGUGUACGACCUGCCUUCUACAUCCAGUCGAUGCCUACAGUGUUACUAGUGCCUACGCUGCCUGGCUGA